This is a messenger RNA of Coffea arabica (coffee), 1377 nucleotides long. Its product is annotated as brassinosteroid-responsive RING protein 1. The record is from RefSeq and is a predicted model, not a curated record. Gene Ontology annotation, molecular function: zinc ion binding; ubiquitin protein ligase activity. Lineage: Eukaryota; Viridiplantae; Streptophyta; Magnoliopsida; Gentianales; Rubiaceae. Gene Ontology annotation, biological process: protein ubiquitination.
AAAACGACGACCCAACAACUUCCUUCUCCUGCCCCCCGCCUUCAUCUUUCCUUUUAUCCAUGAAGAAGUAGGAAUACGAAAAGAAAUACCCAUCCUCUCUUCCUCUUCAGAAAAAACACACACUAAACACUCACGCACACCAGCAACUCUUGAACACACCAUACCACACGACACCCAUGGGUUUCCCAGUAGGUUGCACAGACGUAUUCUUCCCCAAACUUCUGAUCCACAUUCUCACGAUUCUGGGUUUAAUGCGAAAAUUCAUCUACGUCCUUCUUUCAAUUCUGGGUCUCGGAGAUUUUCUGGAACCCGAAAUGCCGCUGCAGACCUGGCCGGAAUCCGGAGGCGAGCUGAGGUCCAUAUCCGCAUCCUUAAUCCGGGAGUUAUUACCCGUGGUGAAGUUCUCAGAGAUAAGCGACUUGGCUGCUCCGGAGAGCUGCGCUGUUUGUUUGUACGAGUUCGAAGAUGACGAUGAGAUCCGACGGCUGACGAACUGUCGGCACAUAUUUCAUAGGAGCUGUCUGGACCGUUGGAUGGACCAUGAUCAGAAGACGUGUCCGCUUUGUCGGACGGCUUUUAUCCCGGAAGAUAUGCAGGACACUUUUAACGAAAGGCUUUGGUUGGCUUCCGGGAUUUCCGAUUUCUACGGCGAGUACUCGCCGAUUACUUUAUAGGACUCAGGUUUUUAGCAGUAGUAAUUGUUGUUUUACUACUUUAUAGUGCUUUAGCGAACCUUUUUUUUAAAAAAAAAAAAAUUUCCUUUUUCUGCCUUUCUGGUGGCGGUGGGUUUGGUAGGAGAGGUUCUCAAAUGUACAGGAGUGAAAAAAAAAAAAAAACUUAUUAUAUAUUUACGAGGGGGGGAAAAAAAGAUAUACGUUGAUAAAUAUGUUUUGUAUAGUCUUUUUAGUCUUCUCUCGAAAGAGUUUGAUAAUGAGACAAUAAAUAUAAUAUGUUUUCCGAGAGGCAUUCUCGUUGUUCUCUUUAAUUAAUACUAAGUAACUAAUUUGUAGGUAGGUAAAUAAAUGGUUAUGAUCUCUACUUUGCGGGAAUAAACAAUUAAGUUAUAGCGAAUGGGAGGGUUAGGUUUAAUAAUUAGUAUUAAGGUUGUAAUUUCAUAAAUGAGAACAGGUAUUGGAAUUUGGGCCUGCAAAUUACUUACAAUUGCUGGUGAUGUUUUGUUUGUAUGUUGGCACAUUAGCGGCUAACUCGGAUCUGGUCUUUUUUCUUUUUUUUGCCUUUCAACGUCUCUUUAUUUUGUUGGGUAGGCAAUCUCAUCGCAUCAAAUCAAAUAUUGGAUGACAGAAAUUUCAUGUUAUGUUAUAUGGGGAAGAAUUAAAAAGACAGUAGUAAUUAAUUCUUCAACAAUUAUCUGAGCAA